Messenger RNA from Ostreobium quekettii, 3408 nucleotides. The record is from the annotation of a GenBank genome assembly. NCBI's taxonomy places the organism in Eukaryota, Viridiplantae, Chlorophyta, Ulvophyceae, Bryopsidales, Ostreobiaceae.
AUGAGUGCACAUGUUGAGGUCAUAUUCGACAACUCAGACAACAGAAUUCCGGUGGACGAGAGGGAGGUUCGAUUGAAACGCAAAGUGGGGCGAAAGAAGGAUGAGUACUUUCUGCAGAACAAAAAGACAACAAAAUCUGAGGCUGUCAACCUUCUUGAGAGUGCUGGGUUUUCACGAUCCAAUCCGUACUACAUUGUUCAGCAGGGGAAGAUUGUGGCGAUGUCAACAAUGAAUGGCCGUCAGCGCUUGGAGCUCAUCAAAGAGGUUGGAGGCACACGCAUUUAUGAAGAACGCCGGAAGGAGACAUUGAAGAUUAUGGAAGAAGCGGAGCGGGAUUGUGCUCAGAUUGCAGACCUGACAAAUAGCAUUGAACAGAAACUGCGAGAUCUCGAUGCGGAAUAUGAGGAGUUCCAACAAUACCAGACAGUCAACAAGAGGAGGAAAGUUGUGGAAUACAAACUCUGCAGAAAGCAACUCAGCAGUGCUGAAGAUGAAGUGAAAAAGUUGGAUGCCCGACGAGAGGCAGCAAAUAAAAACAACACCAAAGUACAAGAGGAAAUCCGUGGCUCACAAGCAAGGCUGAAAUCCCUGGACAAGGAGCGGAAGGGCUUGGUUCACAAAGAGGCCACAUUGUCCAAGGAGCUGGCAGCUGUCAGAAAGAACAAAACAGCAUGCCUGCACAGGAAAACUAAGGCUGGCUUGGAUGUUAAGGAGGUGGAGGAAGAGAUGGCAAGUGCCGACGUGGCACACAAACGUGCUGAAGAAGAGCUGGUGGUUGUUAGGCAAGAAAUUGAUGACCAGGAGCAACAGCUUGAUCAGGUGUGUGACGAAUUGAGGGCUGUUGAGCGCAAGGAAGCAGAAGCGAGCAAGGCUGUUGAGGAAUGCGAUUGCCGGCUUCAAAGCUUGUACCAAAAGCAAGGGCGGGGUUCCCAGUUUUCCAGUGCAAAGGAGCGUGAUGCGUGGAUAAAAAGGGAAGUGGCUGCACUGCGGGACUCUGUUGGGAAAAAGCAAGCAAAUGUGGAGGGCCUUCAAGACCAGAUUGAGAAGCUCAGUGGGCAGCUGAUGGAGUUGUCGCAGGAUAUUGGGGACAAAGACUCUUCCCUGAAGGACAAGGUGAAGGAAUUGGAGCAGUGCACUCAGAAAUGUGCUGAUCUGAAACGGAAACAGGAAGAACUGACGAACAAGAGAAGGGCGCUGUGGCGUCAGGAGUCAGAACUGGAAGAGAAGGCAAAAGAACUGACCUUUGAGCAUGAAAGGAGGCGUAAGCACCUGGAGAAAAUAAUCGGAUCAGGAGUGAAUCAUGGCCUCAAUUCUGUCAAGAGGAUCGUGAUGGCACACAACAUACCAGGGGUGCAUGGGCCUUUGAUGGAGCUGUUCAAAUGCAACCCUCAACUUUUCACUGCUGUUGAGGUUGCUGCUGGUAAUUCUCUGUUCAAUGUGGUUGUGGACACGCACGAAAUCGCGCUGAAGAUCAUCAGCUACUUGAACAGCGAAAAAGCAGGGCGUGUGAAGUUCAUGCCACUGGACAGGCUGGUGCCAAAGAUGGGGCACGCUCCCAGUAAGUACGGCACGGAUGUCGUCCCCAUGGUCAAGAACCUCAAGUACGAUCCCAAGUUUGAGAAGGCCAUAGGCGAGAUUUUUGGCAAAAAGAUGAUCUGCAAGACCAUCGACAUCGCUUCAGAGGUCGCCAAGUCUUAUCAACUUGACUGUGUGACUAUGGACGGUGAUCAAGCUGGCAGGAAGGGCGCCCUGAGUGGGGGUCACUAUGACCCGGGCAGGUCUAAGCUUGAGGCCUUCCUGCACUUGAGACAGGCCAAAAAGGAGAGUGACGAGGCCUGCAGAAAGAAGGAGAAGAUUGUGGCAGCUGUGCUGGACGUCGACCAGAGCAUAAGCCACCUGAUGGGAGAGACCCAAAAGCUGGAAGCCAAAGUGGAGCGUCUGAGGCAGACAAUCCGGGAGGCACGACACGAAUUGGAAGGCCUCCGAAAUAAGGAAGUGGAACUAAGCCGUGUUCAAGACACAAAGGAACAGGCCAUCAAGGAGCUCCAAGCCAGUACUGAACGCCUCCAGGUUCAAAUAUCUGAACUCAGUGCUGAGUUGGGCACACGUCUGUUGUCACAUUUGACUGAUGCAGAACAGGCUGAGCUGGCAAAGCUGGCACCAGAACUUCAGAACCUGCGGAAGCAGAUCACAUCGUUGCAUGUUGAACACAUGAAAGUGCAGACUCGGAAGCAACAGGUCGAGGAGGUGUUGAACAGCAACCUGAGAAGGCGAUGCGAAGAGCUGAAACGUAGUGUGGAGGGGUACGACUUCAAGGCAGGCAAAGAGCAGUUGGAAGACAAGCAGAGAGAAGAUGCAAGUGCAAAAGCUGCUGUUGAUGAAGUGCUUGCAUCUGAGACAGAAUUGGCAACCAAGCUGGAAGAAACACAAAGUCGGUUGAGGGAGGUUCAGAGUGAGUGGGAAGAGCUGAAAGAUGUUCAGGGACGAGAGCAGCAGCUGGUGGAGGACGAAACUAAGCGCAUGGAUCAGCUAACAUCAAAACGAGCCCACCUUAUUCAGAAACAAGCAGACGUUAGAGACAAGAUCCGUGAUUUGGGCACCAUCCCUGCUGAUGCACACGAUGCAUACAAUCAUAAAAGCAUUACGGAACUUCAACACAUGCUCGGAGAGAUUCAUGCUGAGCUUCGCCAAUAUGACAAUGUGAACAAGAAGGCGGCAGACCAAUAUGUCAGCUUCAAGGAGGAGCUGGAAGAGCUGAAGAAAAGACAUCUGGAUAUGAACAGCAAUAAAUCCAAAAUUCAGGAUUGCAUGGACAGCCUGGCUCAGCAGAAAGAGAAUUGUCUUCAGACCACGUUCAGGGGCAUCUCUAAGAACUUUCGGACCAUUUUCUCAGAACUCGUGCCUGGUGGAAAGGGAGAGCUCACAAUGAUCACAAAACAAUUGGAAGCGCCUGUAGAACGUGAUGAUGGUGGUGAUGAUGAGCCAGAUGUGGACCCUACCACAGAUCGCUACGAAGAGGUCAAGGUUAAGGUUGAUUUUGGUGGUGGGGAUGUGAUGUCGAUGAAGCAACUGUCGGGAGGCCAGAAAACUGUGGUUGCCCUGGCUUUAAUUUUUGCGAUCCAGCGCUGCGAUCCAGCACCUUUCUACCUUUUUGAUGAGAUAGAUGCGGCACUGGACCCUCAGUACCGUACAACGGUGGCGCAGAUGCUCCAAAAGCAGAGCGAGGAUGAAAACAACCAUGCUCAGUUCAUCUUAACGACAUUUCAUGAGCAGCUUGUGCACGUCAGCGAUCAUGUGUAUGGUGUGUCACACACAAACAAGAUUUCUCGGGUGGACAGAAUCCAGCACCAACAUGCCUUGAAGUUUGUGCAAAAUCAGGGCGAUGGUGAAGAUGAGGCGGAGGGGUGA